AUGACCAGCGCCUGCUUCGUCCUCAUCAGCGCCACCUUCUGUCUGUCUGCUGUUCUCUCCUGCUGUGACGAGUCGCUCGAGAAGCGUUCUGUACACACACACAUCAUCAAAACGCAACAGGAGAAACACCUGAUUGAGGCUCUACAGGCAGUUCUUGAGAAAUUAAAGAACAAGCAGCUUCCAAACACCACCAAGAAGUUCGGCCAGCUUCCUUCUUGUGAUGCGGGUGAGCAGUGUGCAGCACGUAAGGGGGCGAGGGUGGGCAAAUUGUGCGGCUGCCCCCCCGGGACCACCUGCGACUUCUUUAUCAUGAAGUGCCUCUGA
Tachysurus vachellii is the source of this 324-nucleotide messenger RNA. Its product is annotated as cocaine- and amphetamine-regulated transcript protein-like. Lineage: Eukaryota; Metazoa; Chordata; Actinopteri; Siluriformes; Bagridae. The record is from RefSeq and is a predicted model, not a curated record. The coding region runs from base 1 to 324 and encodes 107 amino acids. Gene Ontology annotation, molecular function: neuropeptide hormone activity. Gene Ontology annotation, biological process: cellular response to starvation; negative regulation of appetite; adult feeding behavior. The transcript has 3 exons.